Messenger RNA from Erythranthe guttata (spotted monkey flower), 1988 nucleotides. Its product is annotated as Sulfite exporter TauE/SafE family protein. Gene Ontology annotation, cellular component: membrane; Cul4A-RING E3 ubiquitin ligase complex. The record is from RefSeq and is a predicted model, not a curated record. Gene Ontology annotation, biological process: protein ubiquitination. Lineage: Eukaryota; Viridiplantae; Streptophyta; Magnoliopsida; Lamiales; Phrymaceae.
ACCUGCUCCUCUCUCUCUCUCUCCUCUCUUUCUCUCUCUUCCCCUUUCUCACAUUCACCACAAAUUUCACUCGAUCGGCCAACUCAUUUUCAGGAAUUUUUUCUUUCUUUCCUUCUUUCUUCAUUCAGCGGAAAAACGAAGACCCUUUUGGACUCGUACUGCAAAAAAUUGUCGAAAAGGCGGAGCUUUUUAAAAAAAAAAUUAUUUUUUGUUGUUGUGGGAAUAAUUUGCCCUAAAAGUUAGGAUCUUGGAUAUUCCCCCUUUUUAAAUGGCGGGAAAUCUAGAGAGAUGGAAGGCUUUCGGGCCAUUUUUCACAGUUGUGUGGAGCUUUCUGCUGGCAUCGAUCUUCGUAUCUGCAGAGAGAAGCUUGAAGAAGGAAUAUUCGUCGCGGAUCGCGAUCGAAACUCGCGAUUCAGAUUCCGAUAUCUUAACAUCUGUUGUCAAUUUCCUCUGGCAGGGAAAUAACUCGGGUUACCACCACGUUUGGCCGGAUCUGAAAUUCAACUGGAAAAUAGUUGUCGGUAGCAUAAUUGGAUUCCUCGGAGCAGCCUUUGGGAGUGUAGGUGGUGUCGGCGGUGGCGGCAUAUUCGUGCCUAUGCUCACUCUUAUUAUUGGAUUCGAUCCAAAGUCAGCAACUGCAAUCUCUAAAUGUAUGAUUAUGGGGGGUGCAGUGUCGACAGUUUACUACAAUCUUAAACUCAGACAUCCCACAAUUGACAUGCCUAUUAUCGAUUACGACUUGGCUGUUCUUAUCCAACCAAUGCUUAUGCUAGGAAUUAGUAUCGGUGUUGCUUUCAAUGUGGUGUUUGCAGAUUGGAUGGUCACCGUUCUUCUAAUCAUUCUCUUUUUAGGUACAUCAACUAAGGCAUUCUUUAAAGGGCUCGAAACUUGGAAGAAAGAAACUAUCAUGAAAAAGGAAGCUGCGAAGCGAUACGAAGCAAAUGGUGACGGUAAAGAAGAAGCAUACAAGCUUCUCCCCGGUGGGCCCAGUAACAAUGCAGGAAAAGAGUUUAAAGACUUUGAAGAACCAACUGUCGGAAUUAUCGAGAAUGUUUGUUGGAAGGAGUGCGGGCUUCUCUUUUUCGUGUGGUUCUCAUUUCUCGCACUGCAGAUCCUGAAGAUGUAUACAACUACUUGUUCGGUUACCUACUGGACAGUUAACUUGCUUCAGAUUCCAGUAUCAAUGGGAGUAUCUGGUUACGAAGCACUUAGUCUAUACAAGGGAUGGAGAAAACUUGGAUCAAAGGGAGACGAAGGUACAAACUUUAAAGUACACCAGCUCCUCGUUUACGGCUUCUUCGGAAUUCUUGCCGGUUUGGUAGGCGGCCUUCUUGGUCUUGGUGGUGGUUUUAUCAUGGGCCCACUCUUUCUCGAAUUAGGCAUUCCUCCUCAGGUUUCAAGUGCGACGGCCACCUUUGCCAUGAUGUUCUCUUCAUCCAUGUCGGUGGUUGAAUAUUACCUUCUAAAACGAUUUCCCGUCCCUUAUGCUCUGUACUUUGUUGCUGUUGCAACUGUGGCUGCUUUCAUCGGACAACAUUUUGUAAGAAAGUUGAUCAUCAUACUCGGGAGGGCGUCCAUAAUUAUCUUCAUUCUUGCAUCCACAAUAUUUAUCAGUGCAAUUUCCCUAGGUGGGGUUGGCAUUUCGAAUAUGAUCGGAAAGAUUGAACGAAACGAGUACAUGGGAUUCGAGAACCUCUGCAAGUAUCAAGUCUAGUUAGUAUAUUUGUUCGUUCCACAUUUUUAUAGUUCAGAAGACGAUUUUGAUUAUUAUUAUUUUUUUAAUUUAAAAAAAAUCGAAAUGUUUGAAAUGGUUUGCCAUUUCAAUGCAGACAAUUGUAUUUUUGUUUUUGUAAGAGUGUGCUCCUUCUAGGUUAGCUCAAGGAGUUGCACAUUGAUUAAGUUGAAAUUUAUUCUUAUGGAAUGUGUGCUUCUAGAAUACUUGUGAGGUAACAAUUGCAUAAUAUUUUAUUUUAUUUUUCUUUUUUUCC